This is a messenger RNA of Colletotrichum truncatum, 2442 nucleotides long. RefSeq names its product copper amine oxidase. Gene Ontology annotation, cellular component: plasma membrane. The record is from RefSeq and is a predicted model, not a curated record. Gene Ontology annotation, molecular function: primary methylamine oxidase activity; quinone binding; copper ion binding. NCBI's taxonomy places the organism in Eukaryota, Fungi, Ascomycota, Sordariomycetes, Glomerellales, Glomerellaceae. Gene Ontology annotation, biological process: amine metabolic process.
AUGGGUCGCUCCUUACAUUCACAAGCUUUCAGCUUGGGAGCUUUGCUCUUAUACCUGCUUAGCUUCGAACUCUUCUCUCCCGUCAACGGGCUUCCGAAGGCCCCAUGGGCGCAGCAAAGGGCCAAAGGACAUGGGCGGAAGAUGCUCAGCCAUGCUGUCAGCAAGCGUCAGUUCAGCAACGAAACUGAGCCUGCAGACUGCGUUCUUCAUAAUCCCAAAGAUGUCGACGCCCCAAGGGAAAAUAUUUGGGGUGGUCUGACCAAUGUAGAAGCUGCCAGUGUCACUCAAUGGCUAUUUGCUCAACCGGAGUUGAAUCUUACUGUCAGUGAGAACGCCACUUCUUGGGACAACUCCAUCGUUAGUGUCUUGGUGGAACUCAUGGUUCCUAAUAAGACCGAUGCCCUAGCUUACAUCGAUGGAAGUGCCCCGGCACCUCCCCGCUAUGCUCAUGUUUUGAUCGAUUUCCGCGCCUCUGAAGAACCAGAGUACCAAGAUAUACUUGUUGGCCCCCUUCCUAUCACCAGUGGUGUUACAAAGUGGGAACGUCUUGAAUACCCGUAUACACGCAAGACCGGCGGUCGUGUCCGGAACCUUGACGCAGAUGACGACACUAUGCAAGACUGGCUCUACGACGUCAGCAAGACUGUUGCGGAUAUCACUAAGGACCUCUGGAAUGCCACGGCCCUCGGCCUCGAAAAUGACACGCUCUCCAUCUGGGGUAUUGACCCGUAUUAUCAGGAUGGUGGUCGUGUUCAGCGCUGGGAUACAUUCUGGAGCAUUCCUGACUCUAUCUUUGAUGUUGGCUCGAUGAUGCCUAUGGGCUUGUUCUUUAUGUCAGACAUCACUGGUCGCGAUCCGUCCAAAUGGGCUGUUGAAGGAUGGUACUACAACGGCAUCUUUUAUGAAACGACCGAAGAGUUUCGAAACGCCUACUGGAGCGGCCAAGUUGAGAAACUUGGUGGCAACUGGUCAGGCGACUGGUCUGCUACUGAUCAACAGGGUGAAAUUCUGCCAAUGGAUACAAAUGCACCCCCGACAGCUAUCGCACCUCAAGGUGCGAGAUACUCUGUCGAUCCCGAACGAAAAUAUGUUGAAUGGAUGGGCUGGAGCUUUUAUGUUGGCUUCACUCGCGACACAGGAAUGGCGCUUUAUGAUAUCCGGUACAAGGGCCAGAGGAUUCUCUACGAGCUUGGUCUUCAGGAAGCCUUGGCCCACUACGCAGGAAGUGAUCCCACACAGUCCCAUGUAGCAUACCUUGACACCUAUUAUGGUUUCGGUCCCUUUGCCUUUGAGCUCCUCAAGGGCUAUGACUGCCCCUCUUACGCGACGUACCUGAACUCGUCUUUCUACGUCUCCGAGACUACCCACACUCAUCUCAACAGCAUCUGCUUAUUUGAGUUCGACGCAGACUACCCCAUGGCCCGCCACAGCUCCCAAGACUACGUGACUGCCACGAAGAACGUAUACUUCACAGUCCGCUCUGUUUCAACCGUCGGAAACUACGAUUAUAUGUUCAGUUAUUCAUUCUUCCUGGACGGCUCCGUUUCAGUUGAGGUUCGUGCUUCGGGUUAUAUCCAGGCGGCGUUUCACGCAAAGAAUGAGGGUUAUGGCUUCAAGAUCCACGACAAUCUAUCUGGUUCGAUGCAUGACCAUGUCAUAAACUUCAAGGCCGACUUCGAUAUCUUUGGCACUGAGAACAGCGUGCAGCGGAUGCACCAAGUGCCCACCACUCAAGUCUACCCGUGGUCCAAAGGCAAAGCUUUCAACACCAUGAAGGUUGAGCGCGAAUUCGUGGAGACGGAAGACCAAGGACGUUUCGACUGGAGCUACAACAACCAAGAUCAGCUAUUCGUGCUCAACCAAGAUGUGAAAAACAAGAAUGGCGAGUACCGCGCAUACCGCAUUCUCCCUUACACCGGCGCUGCGCACCUGACAGUCAAUGACUCAAACAUUUUGAAGAACUCGGCCAAGUGGGCUGGUUACGACAUUAUGGUCUCGAAGCGUAAGGAUACCGAACCGCGCAGCAGUCAUCCGUACAAUAAUCAGGAUGUUGAGAACCCUCCCAUUAAUUUCGACGCGUUCUUUGAUGGCGAGAGUCUGAAUCAAACGGAUCUGGUUGUUUGGCUUAACCUCGGAAUGCAUCACGUCCCUCACACUGGUGACCUUCCAACCACUGUUUUCACAACUGCCCACUCUGGAAUUCAGUUCAUGCCGGCCAAUUACUUCGAUGUCGGCCCUAAUGUUGAGACUGUCAACAUGGUCCGCAUCAAUUACUCCAAAGGUAACACCACGGAUGUGUUCACCUUCGGCGCCGAGACUGAUUCCUGUGCCCUUGAUUAUGAGCCUACUCAGGUGGACCUGUGGUCAUAUAAGGGCGAUGUCGUGGUCCGCAAGUUUCCCUAUUUGCCGGAUGACCCUUACUACGACACGGACAGCAUUUAA